GGCCUCAUAAUUUGCAGAAGGACGGUAGCAGAAGACCACUCGUGCUUGUAAUUCUCUCUAAAAAGAUUAAUUUUUACUGAUAUUCGGGUGACAUCUAUACGCUCAAGAUGGCAGACGGAAGCGAACAAAAGUCUUUACCAAUUUAUACUGUUGAUGCCUUUGCAAGUGCUCCAUUUACGGGGAAUUCUGCUGCGGUGUGUCCUAUUUCAAGCGCUGAAGAGGACAUCCCAGAUGAUCUGAAAUGCCGAAUCGCCAUGGAGAUGAAUAUAUCUGAGACAGCAUUUGUUCAUCCAGCUAAGUCGGGAGAGACAUUCCAAAAUGCUUCUGAAUUCAACCUACGCUGGUUCACCCCUAUCAACGAGGUCAAGCUUUGUGGACACGCUACCAUGGCAACAGCUACGACCAUCUUCAGAGCAUUAGGAAACGAAGGAAGUGAGCUUCGGUUCAACACUCUGAGUGGUCAGUUGGUUGCCAAGAGGGAUGGUCAGCUAAUCACAUUGAACCUGCCGGUCAACCCGUGCAGUCCAAAGGUUCCAGAAAAUCUUGAUGGUUUAAUCCAGGAGGUACUUGGUAACUUGACACCGUGUGCUACCCAGCAUGCACCUGGUGGUGACCCGGAUAUACUCCUCAGAAUCCCUGAUAAGUGUGGCAGAGCCUCGCUUGAAGGAUUGACACCAAAUAUUAGCAAGUUCAUGAGUCAUCACAAUACUGGGGAGGUCAAAGGGGUCAUCGUUACGGUGAAAGCCAGUGGAGAGGUCAAUGAGGAUGGGACUCCAUAUGACUUCUUCUCCCGCUACUUUGCUCCUUGGAAUGGAAUACUAGAAGAUCCUGUUACAGGUGCAGCACACACGGUUCUGUCAGACUACUGGUCGGGGGUACUUGGAAAGCAAGAACUCUUUGCUCGCCAGUGUUCGAAGCGAGGAGGCGAUGUGCGAAUCCGACUCCUUGGAGAUAACAGAGUAGAGCUUGCCGGUAAAGCAGCGCUCGUCAUCCAAGGCAAAAUAAACAUCUAAAGGCAAAAGAGGGCAGCAGACAAUUAGAUCAAGAGUGAGCAAGAGAGGUAGUUUGGAGGUACCACCCCCUCCCCUAGUCUGCAGGCACAGACCUUAUGAUUUUUGCAUAGUGCAUAAUGCAUAGUCCGAAGUAAUGAGACUAGAUUCAUUGUGUACUGUGGCUGGCUCUAUACAAACAGAGAGGCCAAAAUUUACAAAGGUGGUUUUGAAAACCCACGGUUGAGUCCAUGGUUCAUGCAGAUUUUGUGUAUAAAUUAUGCUUAAUUCAGCGCAUAUCGGGCGUGUGUGUAAAAAAUUCCAAUGCUGA
Molecule: messenger RNA, 1320 nt
Organism: Lytechinus variegatus (green sea urchin)
Lineage: Eukaryota; Metazoa; Echinodermata; Echinoidea; Temnopleuroida; Toxopneustidae
Gene: pbld
Product: phenazine biosynthesis-like domain-containing protein
Exons: 9
Coding region: 108-1013 (301 amino acids)
Biological process (GO): biosynthetic process
Cellular component (GO): cytoplasm
Molecular function (GO): isomerase activity
Source: RefSeq, a predicted model, not a curated record